GGCACCUUCGUCAUUGCUGCCUUCAACAAACCCCUCAUCCCUCAAAACUCUGACCCCCGAGCACCGCAAAGUUUUUUCCUUCCUCCAUUCCCUCCUCCUUCCUCUUGAACUGCUCCCUCGCUCAUUUUUAUUCCCUAUAUUUUCAUACCCCUCCAUUCUCAACUUCCCCCCUACCUACCUACAAACAAACAACCCAACCACCCCCAAUUCCUCUCUCCGAAUACCUAUACCAUCAUGGCGCCCGCUCAUCCUCCACCUCCCCUCGAGGGAAAGAAACGAAGAAUUGGCAUGAUGACGAGUGGUGGAGAUUCCCCCGGCAUGAAUGCAGCGAUUCGAGCAGUCGUCCGUAUGGCCAUCGAGGCCAACUGCGAGGUAUUCUGCAUCUACGAGGGUUACGAGGGUCUCGUACAAGGUAAAGAGUUCAUCAAGAAGUUUGAAUGGUCCAUGGUCCGCGGCUGGCUCUCGGAAGGUGGAACUUUGAUUGGGACGGCUCGAUGUAUGGCAUUCUACGAACGCCCUGGCAGACUCACCGCUGCCAAAAACAUGAUUCUCAAUGGCAUUGAUGCCCUCAUUAUCUGCGGUGGUGAUGGUUCCUUGACGGGAGCGGACAAGUUCCGCUCGGAAUGGCCCAGUUUGACCCAAGAGCUGGUCGAUACCAAACAGCUCUCUAACGAACAGAUUGAGCCCUUCAGACACUUGAAUAUCGUCGGUCUGGUUGGAUCAAUUGACAACGACAUGUCUGGCACAGACGCUACAAUCGGAUGCUACUCGGCUUUAGGUCGAAUUUGUGAAAUGGUGGAUUAUAUCGAGGCAACCGCCUCCUCACAUUCCCGGGCCUUCGUCAUUGAGGUCAUGGGCAGGCAUUGCGGUUGGCUGGCAUUGAUGGCCGGUGUUGCAACAGGUGCCGACUUUGUCUUUAUUCCCGAGAAACCUCGAGGGAGGAACUGGAAAGAGGAAAUGUGCGGGAUUGUGGCACAAGUCUGUAAAUCGGCUUCUGAGAGCCAUUCAAAAGCUAAUAUUCAAUAGCACCGAAAAAUCGGAAAAAGAAAGACGAUCGUUAUCGUUGCCGAAGGCGCUCACGACCAGGACGGGGGUAAAAUUACCCCAGAAAUGAUUAAGGAUCUCCUCGCGGACAAGAGCGGCCUCGCUCUGGAUACCCGAAUUACAACCCUCGGCCAUGUGCAAAGAGGAGGAACCGCUUGUGCAUUCGAUCGAUACCUUGCAACUUUACAAGGUGUAGAAGCCGUGAACGCAGUGCUAGAUGCCACCCCGGAAACGCCAACUCCAUUUAUCGCCAUAAACGAGAACAAAAUCACAAGAAAACCUCUGGUUCAAGCAGUGUUGGAUACACAAGAAGUCGCCAAAGCGAUCGAAGCUAGAGACUUUGACAAGGCCAUGGGCCUUAGAGACACCGAAUUUUCAGAUAUGUAUAAAUCAUACAUGACCACAACUUCAACAGGCUUGAACAAAUCCAUGCUUCUCCCUCUAACCAAGGUUCGUGUAUAGUAAAUUAUUCAAAUCAAACGCUUAUAAAUCAUAGCAUAUGCGAAUCGCCAUUAUCCAUGUGGGUGCACCGGCGGGCGGUGUUAAUGCUGCAACGAGAGCGGCUGUGGCAUAUUGUCUAACUCGCGGCCAUACACCCCUCGCUAUCCAUAACGGUUUCGCGGGUUUCGCUCGCCACCACGGCGAUAAGCCCAUGGGAGCGGUCAGGGAAUUCAACUGGCUCGAAGUUGACGGCUGGGCAAGUAAAGGUGGUUCCGAGAUUGGAAUGAAUCGCGAAACUCCUCAAGAAUCCGGCAUGGAGCUGAUCGCUUCGCUUGUCAAAGAAUACAAAAUUGAUGCCCUCUUCCUAAUUGGUGGAUUCGAAGCUUUCCAAUCUCUCUCCCAACUCCGACAAGCAAGAGAACAAUAUUCUUCGCUAUGUAUUCCCAUGACUUUGCUCCCUGCUACAAUUUCGAACAACGUCCCCGGAUCAGAAUACAGUCUUGGGUCUGAUACUUGCUUAAACGAGCUUAUGCAUUACUGCGAUAAGAUCAAACAAUCAGCCUCAGCAUCCAGACGAAGAGUAUUUGUCAUUGAAACACAAGGGGGUCGUUCAGGUUACAUAGCCACUUUGGGAGGUCUCUCUGUGGGUGCUGUUGCUGUCUAUACCCCAGAGGAGGGUAUCAGCAUCAAUAUGUUGGCUGCUGAUAUUGAACACCUUCGGAAAGCUUUCCGUGAGGACUCUGGACAAUCCAGAGCCGGGCGUCUUAUUCUCGUCAAUGAAAAGGCAAGCAAAGUAUACAGUGCGAAAUUGAUCGCGGAUAUGAUCCGUGAAGAAGCACAUGAGCGCUUUGAGUCUCGAGAUUCAAUACCUGGACACGUACAGCAAGGUGGAACACCUUCACCGAUGGACCGUACACGAGCAGUGAGACUAGCCAUCAAAUGUGUAGAGCACUUGGAACAGUUCGAAGAUAGAACAGACGAGUCGAUUUUGAAGAAUCCGCAGAGCAGCUCCGUCAUUGGCAUCAAAGGUGCAUCGGUUGUGUUCAGUCCUAUGAAGGAUGUGGAAGAGAAUGAGACGGAUUGGAAGAAUAGGCGGCCCAAAGAUGAGUUUUGGGUAGAUCUGAAACAUAUAGUAGAUUCUCUCAGCGGUCGGCCAGAAGUGCCCCGUCCAGAACCGUCCCUUUCUGGAAAAAAGGCCAAGGAUCGUAAGAGGGGGCUGGAGUGAGGGGAUUGCUUGGUUUUGGAAUCUCCCCUUAGAAAUUAUAUGAAUUGAUGAAUUAAUGACCACA
Messenger RNA from Hymenoscyphus albidus, 2774 nucleotides. The record is from the annotation of a GenBank genome assembly. NCBI's taxonomy places the organism in Eukaryota, Fungi, Ascomycota, Leotiomycetes, Helotiales, Helotiaceae.